CCUCGUAAAAAAUAUGUUUUCUUGUAGUGUAAGAUGUUUCUAUAUUAUUUUUAAUUUACUGCCCGCCCGUAGGGCGGGUUUACCCUAGUAUUUUAUAUAAUCUCUCAUUUGGUCAAAGAUUGUUUCUUUCAUGUGUGUUAUGAUUUUUGCGAAUAUUUUUCUUCCCAACUAUCUAAUGGGCCAGAUUGGCUUUUCCUUUUCUAAAUGAAUGUUUCAAAAAAAAAUUCAUGCUUUUUCUAUUUGUGAUUUUUACUGCAGUAUGUUUGGAUGGUAGUCCACCAGCUUAUCAUAUAGACAGAGGUUCGGGAACUGGAAUCAAUAGCUGGUUGAUACAGCUUGAGGGAGGAGGAUGGUGUCAUAAUGUAACAAACUGCAUUAGUCGGAUGCAUACUAAAUUAGGUUCAUCGAAGAAAAUGGUGGAGAAUCUUGCUUUCUCAGCUAUUCUUAGCAACAAGGAACAACGUAAUCCUGAUUUUUACAAUUGGAACAGAGUGAAAGUUAGAUAUUGUGAUGGUUCAUCAUUCACAGGAGAUGUGAAAACAGUGAACCCUGCUACUAAUCUUCACUUCAGAGGUGCUCGAGUUUGGCUAGCCGUUAUGCAGGAGCUGCUAGCUAAAGGCAUGAGAAACGCCGAGAAUGCUGUUUUGUCUGGGUGUUCUGCUGGUGGGUUAGCUUCACUGAUGCAUUGUGACAGUUUCCGAGCUCUAUUACCAAUGGGUACCAAUGUAAAAUGUCUUUCAGAUGCUGGUUUCUUUCUCAACACAAGAGAUGUUUCAGGAGCUCAAUACAUUAAAUCAUACUUCAACGAUGUGGUUACACUACAUGGAUCAGCAAAGAAUUUACCGAGGUCAUGCACAUCAAGAUUGACCCCUGCAAUGUGUUUCUUUCCACAAUACGUGGCUCGCCAGAUUAGAACUCCUGUUUUCGUUCUUAAUGCUGCCUACGACUCUUGGCAGAUUAAGAACAUUUUGGCUCCUCGUGCUGCUGAUCCUGAAGGAAAGUGGCAGAGUUGUCAGCUUGACAUCAAGAAUUGCCAACGAAGCCAGCUCAAAGUUAUGCAAGAUUUCAGGUUAGAGUUCUUGAGCGCAGUGAUAGGUUUAGGAAGAUCUGCAUCAAGAGGGAUGUUUAUAGACUCAUGCUACACUCACUGCCAAACCGAGACACAAACUUCUUGGUUCUGGCAAGAUUCUCCAAUUCUAAACCGAACGACAAUAGCAAAAGCUGUUGGAGAUUGGGUUUAUGAUAGAAACUUGUUUCAGAAGAUAGAUUGUCCUUACCCUUGUAACCCUACUUGCCACCACAGGGUUUUCACUCCUCAAGAUGCUCCUCCGAUUUAAGAGAUUCUGCUAUAGAUUUGUUAUUUUUUUUCAAAGAAACAUCUUAUAAAUUAUUCAUUUAUCACACAUAUAGUAAGAUAUUCUUACGGUUUAGCUAUAGAAGAGAGAGAAAAAAAAAGAAUGUGAGUGAUUCUUGAAGGUUGAGGAUAAGCUUUAUUCAGCACAAAUGUUCAAAAAAGAAAAAAGCUAUGUUCAGCACCUGUUUUGUGUGCUGGUUGAGUUUCUCUGUUUCUCUUCCAUUCUUAUGUAAAAUGGGAAAUUGUUACUUUUUAUUUUAAUAAAAUAAAGUAUAGCUCUUUUCUUAACU
Messenger RNA from Brassica napus (rape), 1644 nucleotides. Its product is annotated as pectin acetylesterase 8-like. Gene Ontology annotation, molecular function: pectin acetylesterase activity. The coding region runs from base 228 to 1337 and encodes 369 amino acids. The transcript has 11 exons. Gene Ontology annotation, biological process: cell wall organization. The record is from RefSeq and is a predicted model, not a curated record. Gene Ontology annotation, cellular component: plant-type cell wall. Lineage: Eukaryota; Viridiplantae; Streptophyta; Magnoliopsida; Brassicales; Brassicaceae.